UAUGUGAAUAAGAUCAUCGAAAUUGGCAUCGAUGCUUACAAAAGUAUCAAGAGUUGUGAUGCUAAAGUGGAUCCCCGCUUGGAAGCCCUCAUCAAUAGAAUAUUCCAGCGAAAUCUUGAUAAGGGUUUGGCAAUACAUCACUGUGAAGCUCUUACCAGAGUGUUACCACAGUUGUUUAUUGCUACUGUUCUUGCCGUUUUCACUUGUCUUCGGCGUAUAGUGGUGGACGAUCCGCAUCCAGCAAAGUUUUUUUGUUUGUGGCUCGUUCGUCUUUUUCACCUAGGGAUAAAGAAGAAGUAA
This is a messenger RNA of Cylicostephanus goldi, 300 nucleotides long. The record is from the annotation of a GenBank genome assembly. NCBI's taxonomy places the organism in Eukaryota, Metazoa, Nematoda, Chromadorea, Rhabditida, Strongylidae.